Messenger RNA from Gastrolobium bilobum, 1386 nucleotides. RefSeq names its product protein FAR1-RELATED SEQUENCE 7-like. The record is from RefSeq and is a predicted model, not a curated record. Bases 1 to 1386 code for a protein of 461 amino acids. The transcript has a single exon. NCBI's taxonomy places the organism in Eukaryota, Viridiplantae, Streptophyta, Magnoliopsida, Fabales, Fabaceae. Gene Ontology annotation, biological process: regulation of DNA-templated transcription.
AUGGACCACUCACAAAUAACAACUAUUGAAGACAUUGACAUAAGUGAAAGUUUGGUAUCUUUUGACGAUGUUGUUGAUUUGGAGAAAGACAUUGAUGAAUUUGGAGGAGAUGAUCAGUGCGAAAUCAUGGAAGACAAAGAUGGUGAUUGUAGGGAAUAUAAUGUACAUGAAAUUGUGGGAGAUGAUGAUAGUGAAUUUAGUGAAACCCCUAUUUUGGGUAGAGUCUUUAAGACAGCAGAAGAAGCUUAUGAUUUUUAUAAUGAUUAUGCAGAAGGUAAGGGGUUUGGGAUACGUAAGCACUACUAUAGCAAGAAUACGAAAACACAACAACUAUAUAGGUGGAGAUAUGUGUGCUCAAAGCAAGGUGUCGAGAGACUAAAUGAAAAAAGAGUUGAUGUUCAUAAUGUCAAAAGGCGAAGGGAUACAAGGACUAAUUGCUUAGCCAUGUUCCAAAUAAAGUUAGUAGAUGAAUCAUGGAUCGUUGAGAAUUUCAAUGAUACACACAAUCAUCCAUUGAUUAACACUCCUACAAAGGUGAAGAAGCUUACUUCUCAUAAUGAUUUACGACGCUCAGAGUAUACUAAAUCUAUUGUUUGUAAGCUUUAUCAAGAGGGUUUAACAUCUUCAAAAAUUUCAAAGGUGGUGAACGCUAUGGACAAAGAAGUUAAUAUUACCCCAGUUCAAAUUAGCACUAUUAUAUCAGGCCAAAGAAAGAAUAAUGUAGGGCGAGAAAGUCAAGGCAUCAUCAAACACUUUCAAAGGAAGUCUUCUCUUGAUGGAGCUUUUUAUUUUGAUAUGCAUCUGGCAGAGGAUGGCACAUUAAGAAGCGUCUUUUGGGCGGAUGGUAGGUCGAGAGCUUCUUAUGCUCAAUUUGGCAAAGUCCUUGUGUUUGAUGUGACUUACAAAAUAAAUAAGUCCAAGUUUCUUUUUGCCCCUUUUGUGGGGGUUAAUCACCAUGAGCAAUCAACUUUAUUUGCUGCCGCUUUGUUAGAAGAUGAAACAGAGGCAACAUUUAAAUGGUUAUUUGAACAGUUUCGAACAUGUAUGUUUAACAAGUCUCUGGUUGCUAUUAUCACUGAUCAAGACAAAGCUAUGGGAAAAACAAUUGCUAAGAUAUUUCCAGAAGCACGACACCAUUUUUGUGCGUGGCACAUCAAAAAACAUGUUAUGGAGCAUAGUCAAGCACUGCGAACACAAUUUAAAGAUAGUUUUGAUGUUGACUUUCGUGAGUGGUAUAAAAGUCGAAGCUUUCAUGAAUCUGAAAGCAAGUGGGAAGCAAUGAGGACUAAAUAUGAUAUUAAAGCAGGUAGUUGGUUGGAAAACAUGUAUAAUUCACGUCACCAUUGGGCAAAGGCAUACUUGAAAGAUACUUUUUUGCCGGAAUGA